UGUAGAACACAGGUGCACUUAUACACAUGCAGGUAAUACACUCACACACAUUAAAAAAAAAAAUUUUUUUAAGCUACAGGCUUUUUAAUCAUUUGAUAAUGAUUAACCGUGUUUUCAUGUCCUCCAUCCCUCCAAACAACAGCCAUACAUGCUGCAGGCAUUCAAUGAUAACUUGUUGAGAAGGCUUAUGCUAAUAAGUACAUUCAUAUCCAAAAAUAAAUUAGCAUUAUCUGUGCCUGGAGGAAAAUGUGAUUAUGUCCUAGUAGUGCUUUAAGCUGCUUGGAUUACCAACACAAGAUCAUUCGCCGUUUAAAUCUACCAAGUCCAACCUAACUUUCUGCAGUACUGAGAAUGUGCGAUAAUCUUCCCUAAUAAAGAAACCAUUAGCUGCAUGCAUCCAUUGAGUUUUUGUAAUGCUAAUGCGGAUGGGAAUGUAAUGUCUCCAUUUUAUUGAAUUUUAAUAGUUCUUCGUAAAGAGUACGGAAUUGGACAGCAACAGCUUCAGAACCAGCUUUGAGCUGUCAACAACCUAAGCUUGCCCAUGUCCUCUUUUUCAUCUCAGAAGGAAUUCUUUAUGAAAUAGUCCCCUGACAGAUGAACCCCAUUUUCUGAUCCCUGUUCCCUUGAGAGUUCAAGGAGCAAACUUCUCAGGGCCUGGCAGAAGACGCUAUCCAUGAAGCUUAGCAUCUCCCACGGCCGCAGCGGACAGAACGAGCCAAUCGUCAAGCCACAUGAAAUCAUCCCACUAAAAUACUCAUUGCGUCUGGUCCUUGUGCACGGUCUGGAGGGUGGACGGGAAAGCAAACCAUGCGACAGGCGUGGCAACAAUACGACCAAGCAGCCAGGUCAUCGCGCCCGGCUGCCUCCCCGCGAGACCUCCUACACCCAGGCCGCCCCGGGCCGGCCGCGUCCGGUUCCGGUCCCCACCCCUAAGAGCGUCGGGGGGACACACUCCAAGAGCGGCUCCCCCUCAGCGUCCCACACGAAUCCCAACUCCCGCCGUGUGGCUAUGAGCCAGUCCUCCUCCUGUGAGUCCAACUCCAGCCUCGAGAAUGCCUCAACGAAACGGCUCAAGGUCUCAGAUAAAAUGGCGGCCAAACCUGCGCAGCUAACCAUAGAGAUGACCGCCAUGGCGGAGAGAGCGUCGCCUCCCAGAGCCCGACCGCCAGGCUUCCGGCGGGGGCGGAAAAAGGGCGCGUCUCCAAGGGCCCCUCUAGGAGAACAACGCUCAGUCUCCAUGGUUGCGAGUCCUCCGAGCGGGGUCACGUGGCUGAGCAAUCCAGAUGAAAAGACUACCUAUGAGGCAGCUUCCAGUUCUCUAAACAUGGAGAGGAAAACCCCGUCCAGAGAGAGCCCCAGAAGACUCUCUGCUAAGCUAGGCAGAGGCACAGAGAUGAAAAAAGUUGCCCGACAACUCGGCGUGGUGGCUGCUGACUCAGAUAAGGACUCUGGGUUUUCAGAUGGGAGCUCAGAAUGUUUGAGCUCCGCAGAGCAGAUGGAGUCAGAGGACAUGCUGAGUGCCUUGGGGUGGAGCCGAGAGGACAGGCUGAGGCAGAGCUCCAGAGCUGCAAGCAACGCCUUCCCUACCCUGCCCCCCAUGGUCGUCAUGAAGAAUGUGCUGGUCAAGCAGGGCAACAGUUCGUCCCAGCUCCAGUCCUGGACUGUCCAGCCCUCCUUUGAAGUGAUCUCAGCACAGCCACAGCUCUUUGUCCUUCAUCCACCUGUGCCAUCUCCUGUCAGCCCAUGCCAUGCUGGUGAGAAAAAGUCAGACUCCAGGAACUACUUACCCAUUCUAAAUUCUUACACCAAAAUAGCCCCACAUCCAGGCAAAAGGGGCCUUUCCCUCAGCCCAGAAGAAAGAGGAGCAAGUGGGAUGUCAAAGAAAAUCUGUACCGAGAGACUGGCGCCCAGCCUGUCUUUCACAGAGCCGACUAAGACUGGUCUUGUGCCAUCCAGUCCGUUGACUCCAGUCCCACCCAGUGCCAAACUCACUGAGGACUCAGCUCUGCAAGGAGUGCCCUCCUUGGUGGCAGGGGGAAGUCCACAGACUCUGCAGCCUGUGUCCAGUAGUCAUGUGGCUAAGGCUCCCAGUCUGACUUUUGCUUCCCCUGCCAGUCCUGUCUGUGCAUCAGACAGCACUCUGCAUGGCUUAGAGAACAGCUCCCCUCUUUCACCACUGUCGGCCAGUUACAGCUCACCUCUGUGGGCCUCGGAGCACCUCUGUCGCAGCCCAGACAUCUUUUCAGAGCAGAGGCAGAGCAAACACAGGCGCUUUCAGAAUACCUUAGUGGUCCUGCACAAGUCUGGUUUGCUGGAGAUCACUUUGAAAACCAAGGAGUUGAUUCGUCAGAACCAGGCAACUCAGGUGGAACUAGACCAGCUAAAGGAGCAAACCCAGCUAUUUAUAGAGGCUACCAAGAGCAGGGCCCCUCAGGCAUGGGCCAAGUUGCAGGCAUCACUAACAUCUGGGUCCAGUCAUUCAGGCAGUGACCUGGACACCUUGUCUGACCACCCAGACAUAUAGCACAGAGGCAUUUUCCAGUUAUUUGAGUGGUUCUUUGAACUCUUUGCUAUUAUCUACGCCUGUUUCCCACAGCCUAUGCUUUUCCUCCUAAAUUCAUCAAGCCACAUGGCAGUGUCUGGCUGCUGUCAUAACUGGUGGUCCAUGCACAGGUUGUGUUUAUCUGUGUUCCUCCAAGGACCUCCAAUUGGGAGUGUCCUUGAGUCCCUUUUCCUUAGCCUGCAGACACUUAGAGGAUGGGACAAAGGAGAGAAGACUCCUGGGGCUGUUCCAGCUGUCACCUCCCACCAUCCCACUCACUAAGGAUCCAAGGUUCAGUAACAGGACCUGUCAAACCAAGGAGUAGGUGACCUAAGGAUCCCUUUGUGGGUCCUCCCUCAAGUAUCCUAGUCACAGGGAAAAUAUAAGAGGUGUGUUUGCGUUCUACCAGGCAUUGUGCCAGUUGGGCAAAACCUAAAAUGCUUUGGGCACAGGUUGUGUCUGGGUAUAAGCACUUCAUCACGUAAAGCUUUAGUUUCUUUUUUUUUUUUUUUUUUUUUUUUUUUUUUUUUAGA
This is a messenger RNA of Nannospalax galili (Upper Galilee mountains blind mole rat), 3075 nucleotides long. It is a transcript of the gene Cipc, whose product is annotated as CLOCK interacting pacemaker. The transcript is spliced from 4 exons. The record is from RefSeq and is a predicted model, not a curated record. Gene Ontology annotation, cellular component: nucleus. The coding region runs from base 674 to 2524 and encodes 616 amino acids. NCBI's taxonomy places the organism in Eukaryota, Metazoa, Chordata, Mammalia, Rodentia, Spalacidae. Gene Ontology annotation, biological process: negative regulation of circadian rhythm; negative regulation of DNA-templated transcription.